Molecule: messenger RNA, 1408 nt
Organism: Ananas comosus (pineapple)
Lineage: Eukaryota; Viridiplantae; Streptophyta; Magnoliopsida; Poales; Bromeliaceae
Product: heterogeneous nuclear ribonucleoprotein A3 homolog 1
Exons: 8
Coding region: 220-1107 (295 amino acids)
Molecular function (GO): RNA binding
Source: RefSeq, a predicted model, not a curated record
CCACUCUCUCAGAGGUUUUAGCCCAUUUGUAUUUGUGCUCUCUCCGUUUUCCUUUAUUUUCUAUUUUAUCCUGCCCCUAAUCCGCGCUAGGGUUUUAGCGCCUCCUCUCUCGCUCUCCCUCGCGCUUAUCGCCACCACUGAAACCCUCGUACGAUCUCCUCUCCCCUCUUCUCCUUUCUCUCCGGCGAUCGGCGGAGGAGGAGCUUGGCAGCGGACGCCAUGGAUCGGUACCAGAAGGUGGAGAAGCCGCGGCCGGAGUCGGCCAUAAACGAGAACGAGAUCCGAAUCACCGCGCAAGGCCUCAUCCGUAACUAUGUUAGCUAUGCCACGAGUCUCCUUCAGGAUAAACGUGUGCGCGAGAUUGUCUUGAAGGCCAUGGGGCAAGCUAUCAGCAAGACAGUGGCCAUUGCUGAGAUUAUUAAGAAAAGGAUUCCUGGGUUGCACCAAGUUACCUCUAUCAGUUCAGUCAGUAUCACUGACGUGUGGGAACCUAUUGAAGAGGGCCUUGUACCGUUGGAAACUACAAGACAUGUUUCAAUGAUCUCAAUCUCGCUUUCUCCGAGGGAGCUAAAUAAAAAUUCCCCUGGGUAUCAAGCUCCAUCAUAUGCAGAGCUACCCAUCCGACAGCAAAAGUUCCAACAGCAACAGCAAUAUCAACAACAUCAACCACGACAAAGUCAAGGUCAAUUUAGUGAAGAUACAUAUGGACGGGGCCGUGGUAGAGGAAGAGGCAGAGGAAGGGGAUGGGGUCGAGGAGGAUAUGGUGGGUAUGGUGGAUAUGGGAACAAUCAAGGUGGAUAUGGGAACAAUCAAGGUGGCUAUGGGAACAAUCAAGGUGGCUAUGGGAACAAUCAAAGUGGCUAUGGUGGAUAUGGCAACCAUGAAGGUGGAUACGGCGGAUAUGGCUACAGUCAAGGUGGAUAUGGAGGAUAUGGAAACAACCGAGAAAAUGGUGGAUGGAACACGAACUGGUCUCGAGGUGGUGGGCGAGGCAGAGGGAACUGGGGCUAUGGUGGAUAUGAACGUGGCCGAGGUGGUGGGGGGCCGGGGGGCAGAGGCUACGGGCGUGGGCGGGGACGUAUGGGUGGCCGUGGGAGGGGGAACUGAAACCCUAGUAUGAGUGCCGUGCUUGUGCUUCUCUUAUGCAUGCUUUGGUAGUUUUUCCUUGCGAGAAAAGAACGGCUUUUCCUGGACUUAGUUUGGGGCUGUCACAUAUAUAUUUCACACACUAGGUUUGAUUAUAAGUUUUUUCAAGUCGUUCUGCGGUGUUUAUCUUUUUCUUGUUUUCUGUGGUUGCUAAAUUAGCAUAGCAUCCUGUUAUUUGAUGUUCCCCUUUGUUUUCACUAUGUUCAACAACUUUUUCCUACUGUAUUUAGUAAUCCAUUUAUCAUGUCGUUUUUUCUUUUUC